AUGGCUGAGAUUCAAUCAUCAAACACAGUCUCCGUUGGUACCUUGCCUGCCACGGAUUCCGCCGAAAAACGGCAAUCCCAGCAGCGAGGGCCUCCACUGCAUCAGAUCUACGCCCUCCCGGCACCGAUCCGCACAUUCCCUUUACCGGCCUUUUAUCCGAACAACCCCAUAUCCUUCUUCCAUGUCGCGUAUGCGUGGUUAGGCCAACUGUGGUCUCCGCCCAAAGCGGAACCCUCGGUUGUGCAUAAUGGUAUUUGGUCGGCUGCUACAUCAUCCGUCCACAUCACGGAUGAUGUUUCUACCCGAGCUUUGUGGGAGCAAGGCUUCUACGGAAAGGGUAGUCUUAGUCGUAGUGAACCAGCUUGGUUAAAGCGUGAACAAGUUCGUCAAGGACUGGCUGAUGCACAUGUCAGCGAGAUUAUGACUGUGCAGAGAAGAGAAGAGCGUAUGCGUGCCAAGUGGGAACGAGCACGUCUCGAGCAAGAGGCGAUCCGAGAGACCCGCCGCAAGGAAGCGGAAGAAGCAAAAGCCAGAGAGACCAAGGCACGAGAAGCCAAAGCCUUUGAAGCCAAGGAACGAGAGCUACGUACCAGAGAGUCGAAAGACAUCGCAGAGCCCAGAUCCAUCAAACCUAUUUCGCUGUCGGCUGCCCUUCCAACUUGCAAGUCACCUGUCAGCCCUGCUGCACUUUUGGCUCUGCCAAAUUCACUAGUGGACAUUGUGAAGCCAACGCCUAUCAAGCCUGUCAGUCUGCCUGUGUCCACUCCCACACAUGCUUCGCCAGUGUGCCCUGCAACUAUCCUAGGCCUGCCGAACUCUGCCGCAGAAAUUGUCGAAGAGUCUGCCAUCGAGACAGCCGAAGAGAUUGAUGGUCUUGGAAUAUCCGGAGUCCAUCCAACGGCGAUGGGCCUGUCUGUGGAUACCUUCCUCAAUGGUCAUGUCAUGGAACCAGUUGCGAACGGAAUUCUUCACCAUGAAGUGAAUGGCACUUCCGUGGUUGCGUCUUCGUCAGAUGAGGAAGACAGCACUAAACCUAAGAAGCGACGUAAGAGUGUACGAUUCUCGCCAACAGUGGAAUCCACUACCUUUCACUUCGGAGAUCCCCCUAGCCCCAAGCGUUUGACGUCGAAUGGCACGGCUAAUGGGCUUGUCGAUAUUCGCGUCGUAUCACCCGUUGCUUUGAACGGACACAAUGAGAACUCUUUGGAGCGUACUAGCAGGCCAGUGCUGAAGAAUAUGGAGCAUCUCCAGCUCACACCGGAGGAGGCUUUCUUUCUGAACUUCGGUUUGGGUGUUCUGACGGUUACCGAUCCUGCCUCGGGCGCUCAGCUCUCGUCUUUGGACCUGUUGAGACUCUUCAGACAACAUUCAUACUUCCCACCUCGCGUUGAACCUGCGGAUCCCACGCUUCAACCCGAUGAUAACUUCCUCAUUCACUAUGCAGUGUAUCAUUACUUCAGAUCGCUUGGUUGGGUACCUCGCGCAGGCAUCAAGUUUGGCGUGGACUGGCUACUAUAUGCUAGGGGUCCGGUCUUUGAUCAUGCCGAGUUCGGUCUCAUCGUUGUCCCAUCUUAUUCUGAUGCGCUUUGGAAAGAGGCCGGAAAACAGGACCCUCAGAAGACAUGGCAAUGGCUCCAUGGCACGGUGCGUGUUCUGUCACACGUCACCAAGAGUCUUGUUCUAGUGUACGUUGAUGUACCACCACCUUCGAAAUUUGAGAAGGCUUUGGAGCAGGGAAUCGCUGAAGCAUUGAAGCUAUACAAAGUCAGAGAAGUGAUGGUGAAGCGAUGGUCUGCCAACCGUAACAGAGGCUGA
This is a messenger RNA of Fusarium musae, 1815 nucleotides long. RefSeq lists its product as uncharacterized. Lineage: Eukaryota; Fungi; Ascomycota; Sordariomycetes; Hypocreales; Nectriaceae. The record is from RefSeq and is a predicted model, not a curated record. The coding region runs from base 1 to 1815 and encodes 604 amino acids. Gene Ontology annotation, cellular component: tRNA-intron endonuclease complex. The transcript has a single exon. Gene Ontology annotation, biological process: tRNA-type intron splice site recognition and cleavage; tRNA splicing, via endonucleolytic cleavage and ligation. Gene Ontology annotation, molecular function: nucleic acid binding; tRNA-intron lyase activity.